AAAUGACCUAAUAAUUGAGUUAAAUUUUAUAAACUGGAAAUGAGUCCCACAGCAUUCUUUGAUUUAUUAUACCAACAUUAUUAUUGUAUUAUAUUUUUCAUGUAUUAAUAAUAUUUUGUACAUUGAAGCACUUUUUGGGCUACAUUUUAUUUAUUUAGAUCUAUUUAUAUUAGGCCUGCACAAUAUUUCAUUCGAACAUUGCCAUCGCAAUGUGCGCGUGCGCAAUAGUCCCAUCGCAGGAUGUGUGUUUAUAUAUAUAUAUAUUUUUUUUGUUUAAAUGGAAACUUUGUUUUUUUCUUCAUAAAAGCAGCAAUUGUGCAGAGACAUGGCUUCCUGGGUCCGUUUUAUAUACACACCAAUCUUCAUCGUUCACAGAUAAACCCCCUGAGCCUGGAUUAAACGGUAUUAUAUGAAUACUAGGUAUGUCCUGAUCACAUAUUUUUGCACCAGUCACCUGACCGAAAAAGUUCUUUUGCUUUGUUGCUCACGCUGCCGAGAAUAGCCUCUCUCACACACAAGGAAUGAGUUGCCACAGCACACUUCAGACUGCACCAAGUUUAACGAUGAUUAACACAUCUGUGCCUUUGAUCGCAAAGCUACUGAGUAGUCGCUGGCCAGAUCAACGCUACAAACCUGUCAAUCAUCGUUAAGUUUAAGUACCAAACGCCAGCUGCACUGGUAACCACGAAAAACAGUUUAGAGGGAGGGUGAGAGGCUGUACUAGCAUGAAGCAGAAAAAGAUAAUUUUUUAAAAAUUCCGAUCUUUCUCACCGAAAUCCGAUCAUCUCCAAAAUGGCACGAUUGGCCUGUUUUCUGAUCAAAUGAUCAGAUCGGGACAUCUCUCAGUGUGGUCAUAGUGAGUUAACCAAAGUCUCCCCAAAUAGAGCAUUCAAGUCAUCUGGUGAAAAUUCUUAGUUUUAAUGGCGCAAUAUAGGACAGCCUCUUUCACACACUCCGAAACACCGGGAAUAUUGCGGGAUUUAACCGUGCAGCAGUUGUAUGUGAAAAGGUCGACUGACACGGAGAUUACGCGGACAUUUCACGGGUCGCGUCUUAGUAUCAUGUCAGGGACUUUCCCGGGAAGCAGUGUGCGUUAAAGCAGGCGUUAAAUUCCCGGGUCAGCAUCAUUGCUGACAGUGUUGUCAGUAAUGCGUUACUAAGUAACGAGUAAUCUAACGCUUUCAUUUUUCCAAGCCAGUAAUCCGAUUAAAAUUAGUUUCCCUAGGUCCUGUGCGUUACUAUUUUGUUUUUGCCUAAUAAUGUACGUAUGUAGAAUGAAGAAUACUGUAGUCAUGUACGAAGAGCAUUUCUUAUUGUGAAAAAAAAAAAAAAACUGUUCACGUGUAUUACGAUGCUGUUUAAGGCUUGUCUGCCACGGCGGUCAACAACAUAGCAUUCUAAUGAAGCAGUGAGGCUAUUAGUGAAAGGCAGGAUAUAUACCGCAAAUGGAUGCCUUUGCUCACUGGAAAUACAGCCAUUACUUCACAUUUCUGUCCAGUAAAGAUGACAAAAAUAUCUCCGUGCGUUGCAAACUUUACGCUGGCUGAAAAAGACUGUCGGCCGCUAAAAACUACAUCCAAUUCAACAAGGAAGCACGUGGAAUUACAGGACAACGCGACAAAACUCGAAAAGCCUACAGGUAACAAGACAACCAGCAUUCUACAGUUUGUAACCAGCCUUUAUGCACAUUUUAUUGCUAGUGUUUGUAACCAUAGGCGGAGUUUGACUUUUGUGGGGCUGGGGGCAAAGCAUGUUGAUGACUGAAACAAAAGUCAAAAGUUUGGACACACCUAAACAUUUUUACGUUUCAUAUAUUUUCACUACUAUUGUAAAUCCUCUCUGAAUAUAUCAAAACUAUGAACGAACAUGUGGAAUGGCAAAAAAAAAGUGAAAUAACUGAAAACAGGUUAUAUAUUCUACAUUCUUCAAAGUGUCCACCUUUGAGGUGUCGCCAAACUUUUGGCCAAUACUGUAUAUAUACAUGUAUAUAAAACUUCGAGCUCAGUUGUUGGUUGCGUUUGAAAGCUUAGGUUUACAGAAAUUCUAAAUACCCAUCUUGCCUCCACAGGUGUAGUUUUGGCUUAGCAAAGCAAAAGCUAGUGUCUUAGGUGCUAGUCACAUGAUCUGCUCGAAAAAUGAUUUUGACCCAUUAUGAAAUACGUUGUAGGAUUCUUGUUCAUUUCAUUAAUUUUUGUUGUUUUAUUGCUUUACAACUUUUAUAGAUAAUAUUUUAACAGCUAGGUCUUUAAUUUAAAGGGGAAGUUCAGAAUUUUUGACAUCAGGUUUUAUGUUGGAGUUAGCGGGGGUUUAUUUAGUCGGAGUUGAUUUGAACAAAUUCCGUGCAGUUUGUCAUUUAUUAGUUUCAGGGCUCCGAGGUGGCUAAGCUAGCGCGAGUCAAUGGUGGUUGAAAUCAACUCCAUCAACUAAUUAAACCCCCGCUAACCCAAAGAUUAAGCCUUAUGUGAAAAAUUCAAUUACAUGCGACGACAUUUUUUGUUGUCAUUUUUAUGUUGAGGCAGCAAAAGGAGAAAAAUUGGUAAAAAGUAACUGAUAAGUUACUUUUAAAGUAACUUAGUUACUUUGAUAAUAAAGUAAUCUGUAAAGUAACUAGAUUACUUUUUUGAGGUGUAAUCAGUAAUCAGUGAUUAAAUUACUUUUUUAAGUAAUCUGUGACAACACUGAUUGCUGAUGAGGUAAAUAUGGUGAGCCGAUCUCGCUGCUGCGGACAUACUUCAAAGCAUAAAACCAUGCAGGGACGCGUUCAAUGGUUUAUUAAAUACAAAAAUACAUGCGAUUGCUGGCUGAAAAGGGAGAAAAACACAAUUGGUCGGUGACAGUAGGUCGACGGGGAUCAAUGAAAUACUAAUCUAAGCGGUAGGCAGAGAGCUGAUAACAACAAAACAACAAACAACAACAAAACAAAGCCGGCGGGAUUCUUGGAUCGCCUGGGGUUCAAUACAGUCUUGAUGAGCUUGAAUUGGCUGCAGUCACAAUAUCAGGAACGCUCUCUUUGGAACAAAACACGAUUUGACCAACAUUGUGACAGCCGAUCCUGAGCAAAAAUGACGUAAUGUCUGGGUUAUAAAAUCACUCCAGCAGCCCGCCCCGCACAGAGAGUGCCAGGGGCAACACGGGACAAGUGUGUGAAAGUGUCCAACCCGCGUCAUUCUCGGGACAUUUUUACAUGCAUGAAAGCAAUGACGCGAGUAAAUCCUGCGUCACCUUUCACGGGAAUUUCGCUGGAUAUAUACCCUACCCACCGACGUCACAAAACCACGUGCUCGCUGUAUGGUUCCGCCCACUUGUCCGUCAUUUUGUCUCUGUAUUAGCAUUGGUUUCAAUUGAUCGAGGAAUUUAAAAUGCAUUUCAUGGAAGACCCGGUGCUUUCUGAUGCCGUAAACUCACUGGAUGUGUUGCAUAAAAGGCGUUAUGUGGAAAAGCUUCGUUCUAUACAGUCGCCAGAUCCAUAUUUGAUGCCUAAAUCGAUGAUUUUUGACCGGCUGCCUUCGCCGUCUCUGCCUGACCCUGAUAUUUACAACUAUCUUGUCCACACAAAAUCAGCCUAUUCUCACGAAAGUUUGAAAAACUUUAAGAGCUUGGAGGCUUAUAAAUGCUACGUUGCUGGUUGGGUGAAACAGGUCCUCGUACACGAAAAUUCGGCAGGAAUCUUGAGCUCGGAAGGUGAGUUACGAAAUGUUCAAUUCAAAAUCUUUUGUUCUUGCUAACAUCCACUGUCAAGUCUAAUGUAUUUCAUGUCAUUUGUCAAUGGAGCUAGGGCUUUUAAUGUUUAUAUGGUUUAGCGAUAGCACUCUCACUACAUACAUACGUGUAUGUUGUCGGCGAUUAGCCUAGCAAUGAUCUUAAUUGUGGUUGUCAGCCCAAAACCCUCUAAAUAUAUAUUAAAUGCAUCUUACCAGAUAUAAAAUGACUACUACAUAAUCUGUGGUAAUCGUUUGGAGCCCAGUUUUCUCGUCGAAUUGCAGCAGCCCAUCUUGCUCUCUCCUCUCCGUGUCUCUCGGAAUCCGGUAGAACUUCAAGUCUCUCCGUCUAUCUUCUCUGUUAUUGCAACCGACCGCCACACACGCCUUCACCAUUUUGAUUAUUAAUGUUAACGAGCAGAAAAACACGCCGUAAAUAGGAGGAAUGUACGUAGCCGUAACAGGUCAACACGAUGUGUUGACGGACAAGUGGGCGGCACCAGUCAGGAGAGCGGAGUUGUGACGUCACGUGGGUAGGGUCUAUAUGUGUGAAAAGGGCUUGUAUCGCAAUAUAUCGCAAACCCCCGAAAAGUCGCAAUGUCAUUUUUUUCCAAUAUCGUUCAGCCCUAAUUUGUAUAACUUUGUUAAUUUUAACAAUCAUUUUCUCUUUUGCUGUAGCGCAGCUAAACCUGUAUCAGAUUUGCUAGUUCCAAAAUCUGUGCGGCCUAGCGCAGCUUUUUGCUGGUCUAGAUUUAAGAUUUGUGGUAAGAAUACAUACCUGGUAAAUUGGAAUCAAAAGGCGUGUUACAUAAAAACUAAACUAACAAGUACAAGUAAUCCAAAACAUUUCUUUUGACUAAUAGUAGUGGUGUAAAAGUGAUAUGGCUGUUAUAUCCACGCCCAUGAACAUAUUUGCCUAGCUCAACUUCCUCAAAAGUCUUGAGUCCACAGAAUCCUGCAGCCUAGGGCACAGACUUCCAGGGGAAUCAUGUCGCACCUCUGCUAAUUUGCCAAGGGAUACUUUAUUUUUUAUUGUUUUUUAGUUCAAUGUACUAAAUGUACUAGUUUUUUCAAUAUGUAUGUCACUGAUACCUGUAUCUAAAGUCAUGCACGUCUCAGAAGAACAAAAGGCUGAAAACCAGCUCGCCAACUUCAGGGUUGGCUGCACUCCAGGCUGGCUUUGUCUUUGGUCCUUCCUGCUCCUCCUGUUGGUCGGGAUUGCCCUGACUGUUUUGCAUCGUCCUCACAACGACUCCACAGAGAAGCCGGGGGACUUAACUGUCGUCAAGCAGGAUGGGUUUACUCUGAUCAUCCAAACGUUCAAGCGAGAUGAUAUUCUCGUGAAAGUCCUCAAACGUUGCCUGGCUGUGCCUCAUCUCCAGAAGAUCCUCAUAGUGUGGAACAAUAUCAACAAACCCCCCUCCCAGAAAUUACGGGAUUCCUUGGGCCCUCAUCGUACUCCCAUCAUCUUUUUGGAGCAAAAGGUCAACAGUAUGCAAAACAGGCUGCAGCCCUUUUCUGAAAUUCAGACUGAUGCCGUGUUGAUGUUGGAUGAUGAUAUCCUGCUCAGCGUAUCUGACAUAAGUUUUGCAUUCAGGAUUUGGAAGCAAUCUCCAGACCAAAUUGUUGGCUUUGUGCCCCGAAGACACGCCGAGACCGCUCCAGGGGUGUACACCUAUGGUGGUAGUGAGCUGUCAGAUCCACAAAACGGAGGAGAGAAAUAUUCCAUGGUGUUGAUCAGCGCUGUGUUCUUCCACCGUCGCUACCUGCAGCUGUAUCAGGAGCAGCCGAAAGAGGUGCACAAUCUGGUGGACGACACCCACAACUGUGACGACAUUGCCAUGAAUUUCGUGGUGGCAAUGCACCUGCGCAAACUCUGGGGUAGCGGCAAGCCUGCGGGAAUUUAUAUCAAACCAAAAAAUAUGGUCAACCUGGAACUGCAAGCCAACAGCGGUUUCAAAGGAUUGUGGCACCGCCCUGACCACUUCAAGCAGAGGUCAUAUUGUCUCACCCGGUUAGCCCAAAUUUAUGGUGUCAUGCCCUUGCAGUUCUCCAACAUCAUGAUGACUCAGUUGACUUAAAAAAGUUAAGGCUUAGGAAAUGCUUGAAUACACUUAAGUAGUUGGAUGAAUAAGCUACUGUGUUUUCUGCACGAUAAGGCGCACUUAAAAGCCUUCACUGUUCUCAAAAGCCGACAGUGAGCCUUAUACACUAUAUGGAUCAAUAAUGGUUAAUAAUGUUAAUAAGGUUAAUAAUAAACAUUCCCUUUAGAACAGCUCUAUCGAUUGGAUGCAUAAGGCAACACUAAGCAUUACUACUGUUACAACUACUACUAUGCCUUAUAUUGGUUAAAAAUGUUAAUAAGGUUAAUAAUAAACAUUCCCUUUAGCACAGCUCUAUCGAUUGGAUGCAUAAUGCAACACUAAACACUACUACUACUAUGCCUUAUAUUGGUUAAUAAUGUUAAUAAGGUUAAUAAUAAACAUUCCCUUUAGCACAGCUCUAUCGACUGUAUGCAUAAUGCAACACUAAGCACUACUACUACUACUACUACUACGACUAUGCCUUAUAUUGGUUAAUAAUGUUAAUAAGGUGAAUAAUAGGGCUGUCAAAAUUAUCGCGUUAACGGGCGGUAAUUAAUUUUUUCAAUUAAUUACGUUAAAAUAUUUGACGCAAUUAAUGCACAUGCCCCCCUCAAACAUUAAAAUGACAGUGUCAUGUCCAUUUGUUACUUGUGUUUUUUUUUGUUGUGUUUUGUCGCCCUCUGCUGGCGCUUGGGUGCAACUGAUUUUAUGGGUUUCAGCACCAUCCAUGAGCAUUGUGUAAUUGUUGACAGCAACGAUGGCGAGCUACUAGUUUAUUUUUUUGUUUGAAAAUUUUACAAAUGUUAUUAAAACGAAAACAUUAAGAGGGGUUUUGAUAUAAAAUUUUUAUAACUUGUACUAACAUUUAUCUUUUAAGAACUACAGGUCUUUCUAUCCAUGGAUUGCUUUAACAGAAUGUUAAUAAUGUUAAUGCCAUCUUGUUGAUUUAUUGUUAUAAUAAACAAAUACAGUACUUAUGUACGGUAUGUUGAAUGUAUAUGUCCGUCUUUCUUAUCUUUCCAUUCCAACAAUAAUUUACAGAAAAAUAUGGCAUAUUUUAUAGAUGGUUUGAAUUGCGAUUAAUUACGAUUAAUUAAUCUUUAAGCUGUGAUUAACUCGAUUAAUAAUUUUAAUCGUUUGACAGCCCUAGUUAAUAAUAAACAUCCCCUUUAGCACAGCUCUAUCGAUUGGAAGCAUAUUGCAACACUAAACACUACUACUACUACUACUACUAUGCCUCAUAUUGGUUAAUAAUGUUAAUAAGGUUAAUAAUAAACAUUCCCUUUAGCACAGCUCUAUCUAGUGGAUGCAUAAUGCAACACUAACCACUACUACUACUACUACUACUUCUACUACGCCUUAUAAUGUGGUGCAUGCUAUCUGAAAACAGUUUUGAAAUCGGCCAUUCAUUGAAGGUGCGCCUUAUACUCGAAUGCGCCGUAUAGCGUGAAAAUACGGUAAAUUUGAAUUAUACAAUUUGAAAUGGUUUUCUUCAUUGAAAAAGAAAAGCAAUCUGAAUGGCAUCAUGUGUAAUUUAACUUAGUUUGAAUCUUGAUGCAUGAAGCAAUAUAUUUUACUCAUCCAAGUCUCAAUAUUCAAAUUCAGAUUGCGGAAUUCAAUUUAAAUUUUGCACGAACACAUACAGCACAUUAGAAAAAACAAUCAAUCGACUAUGACAAAGAUUUCACCAUGCACAGAGAAGAAGAUAUAAAGUGCAGUGAACAGACCCGUAACCCACAACAGAGAGAGCAGAAAAAAACUAACAGGAAUAGAAAGAAAGAAAGAACAAGAUGGGGCUAAUGAGACAAGGUAACUUCCGCUGAUAUGUGACGGUCUUUGCAACCGUCAGUAGAGUUGAAGAUCAGAAAAGACUGGUCUGUUUAUUGUUUCAAAAUUUUGGCUACAGACAUCGUAAAUCCAAAUAAGAUCAGGCAAGGCAAAUGUAUUUGUUUAUCACCAUUCAACACGAGUGCCAAAGAAGGUCCUUCUAAGUUCUUACCCCCCUGAUCCCAGGAUGCUUUGCUGCUGCGGCUACAGCUGAAAGUAAUCAAUUAUUCAAAUUUCAAGAAUGUUUUAACUUUGAUUUUAACUUAUAUGAACAUCCAAUGCAAUAUAUAUUAAACUAAAAAUAAAAAAUGAUGAGCUGAUAUAUUGUAAUUUCAAUCCCGCCAUCUUCAACCCCUUAUCCAAAGUCAGGUCGCGAGGGCAGCAGUUUCAGCAGGGAGCCGCAAACUUCCCUUUCCCUGGCCAAAUUAACUAGCUCUGACUGGGGAAUCCCGAAACCAGUGUCGAGACAUAAUUUCUCCAACUGGUCCUGGGCCUGCCCCGAGGUUUCCUCCCAGCUGGACGUGUCAGCAACACCUCCAUAGGGAGGCGCCUUGGUGGCAUCCGCACCAGAUGCCCUGAUCCUGUAUCCAAUCUCACGUGCCAUUGUUCCCUCAAUCGUGAGCAAGACCCCGAGAUACUUGAACUCUUUCACUUGAGGCAGGACCACCUUCCCUACAUAAUAACCAGAAUUGAUGAUCAUUUCUAGCUUUCUAGUGCCGCGCUGGUUAGUACAUGUACAUGCUAGUACACGUUGACAGAAUGUCACACGGCAACCAGAGAAUAAAAUGUCUUUGGAUAACAUGCUAGCAGAAUGCAUUCUUGGUGUGACAUCGUCUUCUGUUUGAGGAUUUUUUAGUGGGCAGAGCCAUGGCAAUUGAGAAAGGAAGACUAAUUAGGAUGUCAUUUAAUUAUUAAGCCUUUUUUGGAUGGAUUUGUUUCCAAAAUAUGGUCUAGCACUGCUAUCAUUUUAAAGUCACUUAUGGUAGUUUUUCAUUUCACUUUUUAAAUCAGCCUAGCCUAACCUAACCUAACCGUACCGUACCGUACCGUACCGUCCGUCCCACAGAUGUACUUAUAUGAAUUUUACUUUAAUGUACCGUAUUGGCCCGAGUAUAAGUCGGUGUUUUUUGCAUUGAAAUAACACUGAAAAAGAGGGGGUUGUCUUAUAUUCGCGGUCUAGACAUGACUGUGGUCAAAGUUAAUAUGAGAAACUUGAAACUGUUCAGUGUUGCAAUUGUUCAGUUUUGCACAUCAGAUGUUUAAAGAAAAAGUCUGAGGCAAUGUUAUUUAUUUUUAUUGUUUUUCAAAAUAUCUACAGUUCAGAACAUUGUAUUUUCUAUUUUUGAGCAGAAUUCUAGCUUUGUAUAGGCUAAUGUUCCUAUUGUU
This is a messenger RNA of Corythoichthys intestinalis (scribbled pipefish), 8995 nucleotides long. Its product is annotated as exostosin-like 2. The transcript is spliced from 5 exons. Gene Ontology annotation, cellular component: membrane. Lineage: Eukaryota; Metazoa; Chordata; Actinopteri; Syngnathiformes; Syngnathidae. The coding region runs from base 4778 to 5779 and encodes 333 amino acids. Gene Ontology annotation, molecular function: glycosyltransferase activity. The record is from RefSeq and is a predicted model, not a curated record.